AUGGGUAAUACCGCUUCAAUCAAAAAGGGCGAACCAGCAGAUGUUAAGGCGUUCUUAGAUGAUGCGAAAAAGGAAUUCCUUGAAAAAUGGGAAAAACCCUCCCAGAACACAGCCUGCCUAGACGACUUUGACAGAAUAAAAACUUUGGGAACUGGGUCCUUCGGUCGUGUCAUGCUUGUUCAACACAAAGCAAAAAAGACGUAUUAUGCCAUGAAAAUUCUUGACAAGCAGAAGGUCGUGAAGCUAAAGCAAGUUGAGCAUACGCUUAACGAAAAGCGAAUUUUACAAGCCAUCUGCUUUCCUUUUCUAGUAAAGUUGAACUAUUCAUUUAAGGACAAUAGCAAUUUGUACAUGGUCCUGGACUUUAUAAAUGGCGGCGAAAUGUUUUCUCACCUCCGCAAAAUCGGUCGAUUUAGGCGAGUUGGUGUUUAUUUCUUUGCCUAUGUUGCUGCAUGUCAAUCACCUGAAAGUCAUGCACGCUUCUAUGCUAGCCAAGUAGUUCUGGCCUUUGAGUAUUUGCAUCACCUCGAAUUGGUGUAUCGCGAUCUCAAACCCGAAAACAUCCUUAUCGAUGAACGUGGUUAUCUUAAGAUAACGGAUUUCGGUUUCGCCAAACGAGUAAAAGGACGAACUUGGACUCUUUGCGGUACUCCUGAAUAUCUAGCUCCUGAGAUCAUUUUAAGCAAGGGCUACAAUAAAGCAGUUGACUGGUGGGCUUUGGGGGUGUUGGUUUAUGAGAUGGCUGCUGGCUACCCACCCUUUUACGCCGACCAACCCAUUCAAAUUUAUGAAAAGAUUGUCUCUGGAAAGGUUCGAUUCCCGUCACACUUCAGCUCGGACCUGAAGGAUCUACUUCGCAAUUUGCUUCAAGUGGACUUGACAAAGCGCUAUGGCAACCUGAAGAAUGGUGUCAAUGACAUCAAAAACCACAAAUGGUUUGCUUCCACAGAUUGGUUUGUUAUCUACAAGUGUGAGGCUGAGGCGCCAUUUGUGCCCAAGUGCAAAGGUCCCGGUGACGCCGACAACUUUGACGAAUACGAAGAGGAACCACUGCGUAUAUCAGCAACGGAGAAGUGCGCCAAGGACUUUGCCGACUUUUAA
This is a messenger RNA of Echinococcus granulosus, 1101 nucleotides long. Its product is annotated as cAMP-dependent protein kinase catalytic subunit alpha. The record is from RefSeq and is a predicted model, not a curated record. Bases 1 to 1101 code for a protein of 366 amino acids. Gene Ontology annotation, molecular function: ATP binding; cAMP-dependent protein kinase activity. Gene Ontology annotation, biological process: peptidyl-serine phosphorylation. NCBI's taxonomy places the organism in Eukaryota, Metazoa, Platyhelminthes, Cestoda, Cyclophyllidea, Taeniidae. The transcript has 9 exons. Gene Ontology annotation, cellular component: nucleus; cAMP-dependent protein kinase complex.